CCAGGUGGCCGUGUGCUGGAGGUGGGCUUCGGCAUGGCCAUCGCCGCCACCAAGGUGGAGGAGUUUGACAUCGAGGAGCACUGGAUCAUCGAGUGCAACGAGGGGGUGUUCCGGCGGCUGGAGGACCGGUGUCCCCGGAGAGCGGCACCUCGUCCUGGGGAGCGGCACUUUGCUGCCUUCCGGGGGUCAGAGACCCAGGGGAUCCUGUACGACACCUACCCGCUGUCGGAGGAGACCUGGCACAUGCAUCAGUUCACCUUCAUCAAGGACCAUGCCUUCCGCUUGCUGCAGCCCGGUGGGGUCCUCACCUACUGCAACCUGACCUCCUGGGGGGAGCUGCUGAAAACCAAGUACACCGACAUCGAGGAGAUGUUUGAGGAGACGCAGGUAGGGCAGCUGGUGGAGGCCGGGUUCAAGAGGGAGAACAUCAGCACGACGGUGAUGGACCUAGUCCCCCCCAGGGACUGCAGGUACUACUCCUUCCACAAGAUGAUCACCCCCACCGUCCUGAAGCACUGAGGGUGCCCCCUCCCCUUCCUGCCGGGCUGCCCCGAAGCCACAAGAA
Molecule: messenger RNA, 565 nt
Organism: Egretta garzetta (little egret)
Lineage: Eukaryota; Metazoa; Chordata; Aves; Pelecaniformes; Ardeidae
Gene: GAMT
Product: guanidinoacetate N-methyltransferase
Exons: 5
Coding region: 34-519 (161 amino acids)
Biological process (GO): creatine biosynthetic process
Cellular component (GO): cytoplasm; nucleus
Molecular function (GO): guanidinoacetate N-methyltransferase activity
Source: RefSeq, a predicted model, not a curated record